Python bivittatus (Burmese python) is the source of this 963-nucleotide messenger RNA. Its product is annotated as olfactory receptor 10Z1-like. The record is from RefSeq and is a predicted model, not a curated record. Gene Ontology annotation, cellular component: membrane. NCBI's taxonomy places the organism in Eukaryota, Metazoa, Chordata, Lepidosauria, Squamata, Pythonidae. Gene Ontology annotation, biological process: G protein-coupled receptor signaling pathway. Gene Ontology annotation, molecular function: olfactory receptor activity; G protein-coupled receptor activity.
AUGGCUUUGAUGGAGUGGAAUCAUAGCAAUGGCACUGGAGACUUCGUCAUGCUUGGCUUUUCAAAUCUACCAGAGUAUGAGAUCCUUCUUUUCUGGAUAUUUCUGGCCAUGCAUUUGGUCACUCUGUCUGGGCACUUGAUAACUGUGGUGGUAACUUUGGUUGAUCCCACCUUAUACACUCCUAUGUAUUUCUUCCUGCACAAUCUCUCCUCCAUCGAGAUCUGCUACACGUUGGUCAUUGUGCCCAAAAUGCUGACUUACUUCCUAGCCAAUAGCCGCAAAGUCUCAUUGCCUGAAUGUGCAGUGCAGAUGUAUUUCUUCAUUGCACUGGGCACUUCAGAGUGUUUCUUACUGGCUGUAAUGGCUUAUGACAGGUAUGUGGCCAUCUGCAACCCACUGUGUUACACCAUUAUCAUGAACCGGACCUUGUGCCUGCAGCUGCUGGUUGUAGUCUGUGCUACCGGCUUUGUGCUCUCUCUUGCGCUCACUGCACUGAUCUUUCGGCUGCCCUUCUGUGGUUCCCAUGAAAUCAACCACUUUUUCUGUGACAUCCCUCCAGUUCUGUUCCUAGCAUGUAGUGAUACCCACACUGAUGAAAUCUUGGUCUUUGUGGCAUGCUUGUUAGCUCUUCUGGUCCCCUUCCUCUUGAUCCUAGCUUCCUAUGUGUUCAUCGCCAAUGCCAUUCUGAGGAUCCAGUGUUCCCAAGGAAGGAAAAAGGCCUUCUCCACUUGUGCAGCUCAUUUAGUGGUGGCCGUCCUCCAUUAUGGCUGUGCCAUCUUCAUCUACAUCCGGCCAAAGGCCAGCUACUCUCUAGAGCAAGACAAAGUGGUCUCCUUGAUCUACACCAACGUCACACCCAUGUUGUAUCCUAUGAUCUACAGCCUGAGGAACAAGGAAGUCAAGGUCGCUUUUAAGAGGGUCAGGGGAAGAAAGAUCUCUUUUCAGAAAAGUGUGAAUUUUUGA